Molecule: messenger RNA, 1261 nt
Organism: Psylliodes chrysocephalus
Lineage: Eukaryota; Metazoa; Arthropoda; Insecta; Coleoptera; Chrysomelidae
Source: the annotation of a GenBank genome assembly
CUUAGAUAUACCAGCCCUGUAUUAAACGAACUGAAUGUAAAUAAUAGAUAUGUAUAUAGAUUCGUAUUGCAAAUGAUUAGCAUUAUUUGAAAUAAAUGUUUAUAUCUUAAAUUGAAUAGUAAUAAUAAUGAAACAUUGUGAUAUGAAGAGGCUUAAUUAUUUCUAAAUCGCUAGAUAUUAAUUUUCAAAAUGCUAGAUGAAACUGAUGCUUUCACCGAUUUGGCUUCAAUACAUGCAGAUCCCCCAAUAAUGAGAGAUGUUUGCCUUAAAUGCCAUCGUCCCUCUACAGUAUGCUACUGUAGUUGGUUACCAGUUCCACCCAUGUCGCCAAAAAGUAAAAUUAUACUUUUACAACAUCCUGCUGAAGAAAAAAGGUGCCUUAGGACUGCUACUAUGUUACAGUUAGGUUUAGAACCAACAAAAUGUCUUGUUUUUAAAGGAAAACGUUUUCCAGGAAAAUAUACCAUCCUUGAAGAACUGUUAACUACCCCAAAUGCAAUAUUAUUAUAUCCUAGUAGCAAAGCAAUAGAUAUCAAACAAGUAGGACAUAGUGACACUCAAGAAUCAUAUAAUAUAGUGAUAAUAGAUGGUACCUGGCCUCAAGCAAAAGCAAUUUAUACCGCAAGUCCAAUUUUACAUUCAAUGAGGCAAGUUAAGCUUCUUGACCAUGAUACAAGUAGUUACAUUAUAAGAACUCAACCUACAGAUGGGUGUCUAAGCACAAUAGAAACUGCUGCUUUGAGUUUAAGCCUCCUAGAAAACAAUACUAGUUACAAAAAAAUAUUACUAGCUCCCCUUAAAGCCAUGUGUGAGUUUCAAUUAAAAAAUGGUGCUGUAUCUCAUCAAAGCAAGGAAUUUAGAAUCAAAAAUAACACGUAUCCUAAGUUAAUAGGAAAAAGGUUAAAUAAGGUAUUACAAGAAGCUGAGAAGAUGGUUAAUUCAGAAAAUAAUUUAUGAUUUAUUAUCAGAGUUAUAAUUAUUUAAAAUAAGAGACUUUUUUAGUUUAUAUGACUAUCCAAUGUAUUAUUAAAUAAAUGAAUAGAUAAAAGGAAAAGUUUAUCAGGAGAGAUUGGGUCUGUUUUUAUGGUAUCAAGAAAAUUCCCAGAUGGAAUAUUCCCCAACUGGAACAUUCCCCAAUGGGAAAAUUCCGCAACAAACAAUUCACCGACAAUACAUAACAUUUCACCACAAAAAAAUUUUCCCUUGGAAAAUGCUAAAAUCUAUCAUAAAAUUUUAGGUCUUUUAUAAAUACUUAACCAAA